AUAAAUACCUCACGGCUUGACUCACUCUGCGCACCUCACGGCCAAAGACACCAAAGCAGAUCACCAUGAAGGUUGUAGCAGUGAUUGUUGCUCUAACAGUCCUCUCCGGCUGCAAUGGCUGGUACUUACAGGACCCGCCAAAGGAGACAUGGGAGCUGGCUGUCGACCGCUUCUGGGAGUAUGUGGCGGACAUCAAUACCAGAGCUGAGGAGAUGAAAAAGACCAUUGAGAGCUCUCAGCUCAGCGACGACAUGGACAAAAUCAUCAAGGAUGUCAUGGGAGACCUGAAUAUGUACCGAGAUGACCUCCAAAACAAGCUGGGGCCUUUUGCCCAGGAUGCGGCUGAAAAGCUGGGUCAAGACAUGACACUGCUGGGCAACAAACUGCGCGACCACCUGAACGAGGCCAAAGGCAGGGCAGCAGAGUACACUGUAGAGAUGCAGAGCAUGGCAGAGCAGAACGCCGACGAGGUGGCCAGCCGGAUGAGGAUCUAUCUCCGCAAGCUGAAGAAACGCUUGGGCAAAGACACAGAGGAGAUCCGCAACAAAAUGGACACCUAUUUUGGUGAGUUGCAGUCUCGCACCAACGAGCAUGUUGAAUCUAUGCGUGAGCGCCUGGAGCCCUACCUGAACGACCUUCUCCAGCGUGGACAGCAGAAGGCCGAAUCUAUCGGCCAGAUGGUGAUGACCCAGGCUGAGGGUGUGAGAGAGAAGCUGGAGGUCGUAGCCAUCGACCUCAAGCAGCAGCUGGAGAAGACCUCCGAGAACCUGCGCUCCACCCUAGAGGCCAAGUGGGGCGAGCUGAGCACAUGGUUCCAGCCAUUUGCCACCGAGAUUCAGGUCAACCUGAAAUCCUUCAUGUAGACGGAGAGGACACUUGACCCCCUUGAUUGUCCUACUUGAUUGGCUCACUGUGUGUGAUUCUUCUUCAUUAAAAAGCACUUUCCACACAGUGAAAUUCUUAUGAGGCUUGUUAUUUCACAUCCAAAUGGUCAUAAAUAAAAAUGUAUAAGCCCAACACUGUGACAACCUCUCUAAAAUAGUAUUAUAAUACUGUAGGUUAUAUGCUUUUCCUGUUGGUUGUUUAAUAUGGCCCAAUUUGAGUCAUAUGUAGCCUACUGUCUGUGUAUGAGGAGUAUCUUAGCCAGAGCACUGAAAGUUAUUAGUGUCAAAGUUAUUUUCAAAAAUAAAUAAAUUAUGGAUAAACUAAA
Alosa alosa (allis shad) is the source of this 1210-nucleotide messenger RNA. Its product is annotated as apolipoprotein Eb-like. Gene Ontology annotation, biological process: regulation of amyloid-beta clearance; lipoprotein catabolic process; cholesterol catabolic process. Bases 66 to 863 code for a protein of 265 amino acids. The transcript is spliced from 5 exons. Gene Ontology annotation, molecular function: lipid binding. The record is from RefSeq and is a predicted model, not a curated record. Gene Ontology annotation, cellular component: intermediate-density lipoprotein particle; extracellular region. NCBI's taxonomy places the organism in Eukaryota, Metazoa, Chordata, Actinopteri, Clupeiformes, Clupeidae.